GGGUUUCGUUUUCGGAUAUCAAGAAAGCAAAGAUGGAUAACAACGAUACUCUGCCGAGGUUGAACACGACAGCCGCACAAAAUGAGACCAUCUCUGAGAGAUAUAUGUCAAUUGCUCAAGAAGGUGAUGUUGAUAAAUUCCACGCACUGGUUGCUGCAGAUAAAAAUGUUCCAGAUGCUUUAGAUGGAUUUGAUCGAGGUCUCUAUGACACACCAAUGCACGCCGCUGCACAAUGUGGACACACUUAUCUGGCUCUGGAAAUCAUGAAUAUCAAGCCUUCCUUUGCUCGGAAGCUUAACGCUUCAGGGUUCAGCCCCAUGCAUUUGGCGUUGCAAAACAAUCAUUCGCAUACGGUGAGAGCAUUGGUGACCGAGGAUAGAGGUUUGGUCGGCAUCAGAGGAAGAGGAAUGAUCACUCCUUUGCAUCACGUGGCUAUGACUGGCAACGAAGAUUUGUUGGAUGAGUUCUUGGUUGCUUGCCCUUCUGCCAUCGAGCGUCGGACGAGCAAGCGUGAGACUGCCGUCCACAUUGCCGUCAAGCAUGCAAAGCUCGGGGCAUUCAAGAUUCUUGUAGGAUGGCUGAAGCGGGUAAAUAGGGAGGAAGUCUUGAAUUGGAAGGAUGAAGAUGGUAAUACCAUCCUUCAUAUCGCUACCUCUACAAAUCAAACUGAGGUCGUGAAAUUGAUAUAUAAAGUUGUCAAUGUCAAUGCGAAGAACUUGGAAGGCCGUACAGCCAAGGACAUAUUCAUAAGCAACGAGGCUUCUCUUGCCCCCGAAAUAGGCAGACUCCUUGUAGCUGCCAGAGCUAAAGAAGGACAUGAGGUUACUGGUUCGGAGUCGGAGACGACUUGGGCAAACUAUCUUAGACGGCUUUUACAUUUUUGAGUGUUGGAACGAUUAUAUAUCAAAGAAAACGUAAGGGUUUAUUGUUUUGCCAUCUUUCUCUCUUCAGAACUGUGUGUUAUGUGGCGUAAGAAAGUUUAUAUGUCUUCUUCAUCCAAA
Messenger RNA from Tarenaya hassleriana, 1001 nucleotides. Its product is annotated as ankyrin repeat-containing protein At2g01680-like. Bases 33 to 884 code for a protein of 283 amino acids. NCBI's taxonomy places the organism in Eukaryota, Viridiplantae, Streptophyta, Magnoliopsida, Brassicales, Cleomaceae. The transcript has 3 exons. Gene Ontology annotation, molecular function: protein binding. The record is from RefSeq and is a predicted model, not a curated record.